AUGGAGAACAUUUUGUCAGUUUCCAAUAUGCAAGACCCUUCUUCACCCUUGGAAAAGCCUCACAGCUCAGCAAAUGGUAACGGAGAUCUUGAUUCAGAAGAUGGCUCAAGCUUGGAGGAGAUCGGUUUCAAUUGGGGAGAAUAUUUGGAAGAAACAGGUGCAAAUGCAGCUCCUCACACAUCUUUCAAACAUGUUGAAAUCAGCAUUCAGAGCAACUUCCAGCCAGGAAUGAAACUGGAGGUAGCCAAUAAGAACAACCCGGACACAUACUGGGUGGCCACCAUCAUCACAACGUGUGGACAGCUGCUGCUUCUUCGCUACUGUGGUUAUGGAGAGGAUCGUAGGGCUGACUUCUGGUGUGACGUGGUGAUAGCAGAUCUCCACCCUGUGGGGUGGUGCACACAGAACAACAAAGUGUUGAUGCCCCCAGAUGCAAUCAAAGAGAAGUACACAGACUGGACAGAAUUUCUUAUACGUGAUUUGACUGGUUCACGGACAGCACCCGCCAAUUUACUGGAAGGUCCUCUGCGAGGGAAAGGCCCUAUAGACCUCAUUACAGUUGAUUCCUUAAUAGAACUUCAGGAUUCUCAGAACCCUUUUCAGUACUGGAUAGUUAGUGUGAUUGAAAAUGUUGGAGGAAGAUUACGCCUUCGCUAUGUGGGAUUGGAGGACACUGAAUCCUAUGACCAGUGGUUGUUUUACUUGGAUUACAGACUUCGACCUGUUGGUUGGUGUCAAGAGAAUAAAUACAGAAUGGACCCACCUUCCGAAAUCUAUCCUUUGAAGAUGGCAUCUGAAUGGAAAUGUGCUCUGGAAAAAUCCCUUUUUGAUGCUGCAAAGUUUCCUCUUCCAAUGGAAGUAUUCAAGGAUCAUGCAGAUUUGCGAAGCCAUUUCUUCACAGUUGGUAUGAAGCUAGAAACAGUGAAUAUGAGUGAGCCCUUUCAUAUCUGUCCUGCAUCAGUGACUAAGGUUUUUAACAAUCAUUUUUUUCAAGUGACUCUUGACGAUCUGAGACCAGAGCCUAGUAAACUCUCAAUGCUGUGUCAUGUGGAUUCUUUGGGGAUUUUGCCAGUACAAUGGUGCCUUAAAAAUGGAGUUAAUCUCACACCUCCCAAAGGUGACUAUUCUGUGACAUUUGGCAGGGAAGCUAUGUUAAACUGUCAUUCUGAGAUUGAGGAUUUGUCAACAUGGUUUUUGCAUUUGGAGUUAGUUACAUCAUUCAGUCGGGGUUUCACAAAGAACAUGAAACUCGAGGCUGUCAAUCCCAGGAACCCAGGAGAACUCUGCGUGGCCUCCAUCGUCAGCGUGAAGGGGAGGUUACUGUGGCUUCACCUGGAAGGUUUGCAGACUCCUGUUCCAGAGUUCAUUGUUGAUGUUGAAUCUAUGGAUAUCUUCCCUGUUGGCUGGUGUGAAGCAAAUUCUUAUCCCUUGACUACACCACACAAAACAGUUUCACAAAAGAAGAGAAAGAUCGCGGUCGUGCAACCAGAAAAACAAUUGCCGUCCACAGUGCCUGUUGAGAAAAUACCUCAAGACCUUUGUUCAUUCCCUCACCCGGACACUACAGGUCCUAUCAACGGGAAAUACUGCUGUCCUCAGCUUUUCAUCAACCACAGGUGUUUCUCAGGCCCUUACCUAAACAAAGGAAGAAUUGCAGAGCUACCUCAAUCGGUGGGACCAGGCAAAUGUGUACUGGUUCUUAAAGAGGUUCUUAGCAUGAUAAUCAAUGCAGCUUACAAACCAGGAAGGGUGUUAAGAGAGUUACAACUGGUGGAAGACCCACAGUGGAACUUUCAGGAGGAGACACUGAAGGCAAAGUACAGGGGCAAAACAUAUAGGGCAGUGGUUAAGAUUGUACGGACAUCGGACCAAGUAGCAGAUUUCUGCAGACGAGUUUGUGCCAAGCUAGAAUGUUGUCCAAAUUUGUUUAGCCCUAUGCUGGUUUCCGAAAACUGUCCAGAGAACUGCUCCAUUCAUACCAAAACCAAAUACACCUAUUACUAUGGAAAGAGAAAGAAGAUCAUUAAACCCCCAAUUGGUGAAAACAGCAUUGAAAGUGGGCACCCUAAACCAGCCAGACGUAGGAAACGACGAAAAUCCAUUUUUGUGCAGAAGAAACGGAGAUCUACUGUGGACUUCACCACAGGGUCAGGAGAGGAAAGUGAAGAAGAGGAUCCAGAUGUCAUGGAAGACGACACAGGAAGUGAGGAGACUGGCUCUGAGCUCCGAGAUGACCAGACGGACACGUCUUCCGUGGAGGCGCCUUCUGCCCGGCUCCGGAGGGCAGCCACCCUGAGGAGCAGCUCUGAGCCAGAACGACGCCCUCCUGUGGAGAGAACUCGGAGGGGCCGGAAAGCACAAACACCCUCUUUUACAGAGAAAGAUAAGUGCACACCUGCUAAACAAGAAGGCACUGAGGAAAUAAAACAAGAAGAGGAGGAGAGACUUGUUCUGGAGAGCAACCCACUAGAAUGGACGGUGACUGAUGUGGUCAGGUUUAUUAAACUGACAGACUGCGCCCCCUUGGCCAAAAUAUUUCAGGAACAGGACAUUGAUGGCCAGGCACUGCUCCUGCUGACUCUUCCUACCGUGCAGGAGUGCAUGGAGCUGAAGUUGGGGCCUGCCAUCAAGCUGUGCCAUCAGAUAGAGAGAGUAAAAGUGGCUUUCUACACCCAGUACGCCAACUGA
Chrysochloris asiatica (Cape golden mole) is the source of this 2688-nucleotide messenger RNA. It is a transcript of the gene SFMBT2, whose product is annotated as Scm-like with four mbt domains 2. The transcript has 20 exons. Gene Ontology annotation, biological process: regulation of DNA-templated transcription. Gene Ontology annotation, cellular component: nucleus. The coding region runs from base 1 to 2688 and encodes 895 amino acids. The record is from RefSeq and is a predicted model, not a curated record. Gene Ontology annotation, molecular function: histone binding; transcription corepressor activity. Lineage: Eukaryota; Metazoa; Chordata; Mammalia; Afrosoricida; Chrysochloridae.